Messenger RNA from Elgaria multicarinata webbii, 1620 nucleotides. Its product is annotated as cytochrome P450 2K1-like. NCBI's taxonomy places the organism in Eukaryota, Metazoa, Chordata, Lepidosauria, Squamata, Anguidae. The record is from RefSeq and is a predicted model, not a curated record. Gene Ontology annotation, biological process: xenobiotic metabolic process. Bases 52 to 1554 code for a protein of 500 amino acids. The transcript has 9 exons. Gene Ontology annotation, cellular component: intracellular membrane-bounded organelle; cytoplasm. Gene Ontology annotation, molecular function: iron ion binding; heme binding; oxidoreductase activity, acting on paired donors, with incorporation or reduction of molecular oxygen, reduced flavin or flavoprotein as one donor, and incorporation of one atom of oxygen.
GCAGAUGAGCCACAGGAAACGGAGCUCAGGCAGAAGGCUUUUGGGAGGACGAUGUUCCCUGUAAUUCCAAUUUGUGUGGGGCUCUUAGUCUUUUUCUUCCUCCGGCAUCUCCUGAAUAUACAACAGGCCCGACAGAAACUUCCUGCCGGACCGGUGCCACUUCCUAUCAUUGGAAACUUGGGAAUGGUCGGUUUUCAACUCCACCACGAAACUUUGCUAAAGAUGGCCACGACGUAUGGGGACAUCUACACCCUCUGGCUAGGACACACCCCUGUGAUUGUGCUGAAUGGGUUCAAGGCCGUGAAAGAGGUCCUGAUCGACCACUCUGAAGACUUUGCAGACCGGCUUAUCCCACAGUUCCUGAAUGAUAUAGUGGAAAAUGCACAUGGUAUCCUUUUUUCCAAUGGCUAUGAAUGGAAGCAGCAGAGGCGGUUCAGUCUGAUGCUGCUUCGGAACUUGGGCCUGGGCAAGAGCAUUCUGGAGGACCGUAUUCGGCAAGAGGCCGGCAGUCUGGUCCAGGCCUUCAUGCAAGAGAAAGGAAAGCCUGUUGAUCCCUACAGUCCCAUUCUGCUAUCUGUUAACAAUGUGAUUUCUGCAAUGCUUUUGGGGCAUUGUUUUUCUGAGGAUGACGACGCUUUCCACCGUCUGAUCAAGGGCUCCAAGGCCACAGAAGCCUUUACUGGCAGCCUUUGGCCACGAGUCUAUGAAGCCUUUCCUAGGCUGAUGAAAUUCCUGCAACCUGUUAUGAACAAAUCGCUGGAGCCAUUCAUUCACAUGCACGACAUAAGAAGCCUUGUGAAGGAGGAAAUCGAGUGCCAUAAAAGGAGCGGGUCGCCCGAAGCGCCUCGGGACUUCAUUGAUUCCUACCUUGCUGAGCUGAAGAAACAAAGCACUAAGGAAAUGAGCAAAGAGGGUCCCAUCUCAGGAUUUACAGAAGCCAACAUGGUCGAAGUGAUCGCAGAGCUUUUUAUCGCAGGCUCAGACACGUCCACCGUUGCCUUGUGCUGGGCACUCCUCUACAUGGUGGUGUAUCCGGAGAUACAAGAGCGAGUGCAAGAGGAGCUGGACACCGUCCUGGGCUCAUCCCAUAUCAUCCGCUACGAGGACCGGAAAAUCCUGCCAUUCACCAGUGCGGUGCUCCACGAAACCCAGAGAUACAGCGGCUUGAACUCACUGGGAGUUAUACAUAAGUGCUCCCGGAAUACGACUUUACAAGGCUUGCCUAUUACCAAGGGCACCAUCGUUUUCCCAAACCUCUUCUCUGUCCAUUAUGACCCUGAGGAGUGGGAGACGCCACGCAAGUUCAACCCAGGGCACUUCCUCGACAAGGAUGGUAAUUUCAUCAACAAACAAGCCUUUUUGCCCUUCUCAGCAGGAGUCCGGGUAUGUUUAGGGGAGAAGUUGGCCAGAACCACCCUCUUCAUCCUCUUCGCCAGCCUCCUGCGUGCAUUCAGGUUCCAGAUGCCAGAAGGGGUGAAGGAAAUCAGUUGUGAGCCCAUUCUGGGGUUCGUUCUGCAACCCCACCCGUUCAAGAUCUGUGCUAUUCCUCGCUAGAACACAUUACGCCCAGCAGCUUCAGAAUCUGGAAUGAAUGUCCCUCCCAGGCAGGGCCAUCUCUUC